AUGGAGACAUCUACCAACACCAUCAAACCUGCCUUUGCUGUUGUACUCGCUACUGCUGUGCCUGGUCCCUCUGUGCCUCCUCCCUUGUUGUCUCUGCCUCUCUACGCUCUCCCCCACCCACCUGCCUCCUCCCAUCCCCUCUCCCCAACCCCAAACCCCCCAGCACCCUCGCCCUAUCCCCCCCCUCCAUACCCUCCCCUCUUAACCCCCGCGCUCCCGCAGUCGUGUCCCCCGCCACCUCCUCUCUCCCUCUCUCCUCGAACCAGCUCGCACCCAAGGGCUGGGUCGCCCCCUGGACCCAGAGCCCGACCUGACCUUGCUGACCAUCCCGCUGCUACCCCUGUUGUCCCCUCUCCUCUACCCCACUCGCCGGCCUCUCCUGCCCCUGCUGAACCUCCUGUUGCUGGCUGUGCUGUCCUCUCUACUCUCCCCCACCAACCUGCCCCUCCUGCCAUUGCUGGCCAUGCUGUUGCUGUUGCUGCUGCCGCUGCUGUCCCCUCUCCUCUCCCCUAG
Messenger RNA from Closterium sp. NIES-65, 513 nucleotides. The record is from the annotation of a GenBank genome assembly. Lineage: Eukaryota; Viridiplantae; Streptophyta; Zygnematophyceae; Desmidiales; Closteriaceae.